AUGAGAAUUGAGCUUUUUAAAUUGAUCUAUAUAUUGGUAAUUUUGCAUGGUUUUAGGAAGGUCGUUUAUUCCAGCAAAUACCAGUUAGGACUCUCAAGCUCAUUACUCAAAAUUAUAACCGAAGAUGGUUCAGAAAGUAGAACUAAUGAUAGAACAAAAUAUGUUAUCGAAGUAUUAGAUUCCUCACUUUAUUUCAGUUUUAGAACAGAAGCUGUAUGUAAGGAAGUGAAAUAUCAUGACUAUGUACUUUGGGAGCCUGAAGACUCUGAAACCAAACCUAGAGCUAUCUGUAUGCAUAUGGAUAUAAACGAAAUUGUGAUGCAGUUCGAUGGGUACCUUAAUAUUUACAAAUACAUUAAUGAUCAAUGGGAAAGAGAGACCAAAAAUUUGAAUGAAAUCUUUGAAAAUUUGCCUCAAGAUUCUGUUGAAAUUGUUACAAAAGAAGGUAAUCCUAACGAUUACCUUUCCUUGGGUACAGUCUCAGUUGAUUAUAACUUCAGAGGAUCCGAAAUUAAAAUCCAGUCUAUUAGGUUUGGUGGAAAAGUUUUUUGGAAACCAGAAAAUAAAUCUGAUAUCAAGUAUCCCACAAGAGUUAAUUAUGACAUUGUUAAGAAGACUGCUUUGAUUCAGUUUGAAAAUUUCUAUUUACUCUACAGUUGUAGAAGUGAUAAAUGCAAUCUUUUAUCUGAAAACAAUAUUUAUCAACCAACAGAUGGAAUUACAGUUGUAAUUAAUGACCAAAAUGGUUCAACUCAAGAGGGCGAUUUGAGCAAAUAUUUAUUGAGAAAGUAUGAUUUAGUAUCAGAAUACGUAUUUGAAAGUCAAUACAACUGUACUGAAUUCAAAUUCGGAUCUCAAACAUUGUGGAACUAUUUUGGAGACAGUUCAAAUGGUUACCCUAGGACCUUGUGUUUUCAUGAAGAUUUAAAACUUAUUUUUGCCGAGUUUGAAAAUUCAAUAUAUUCAUACAAAUGUACUAGUGAAGGAUGUGUACCCAUUUUAAAGUAUUCACUUGAUGGAUUUUCCAAUUCAAAACUCACAUUUGUAACUGAGAAUGACAUGGAAGAACCUGGAUAUAAUGACCCAGUUCAAUUUGAUGAAAAAUCAUUUGGUUUCGGUACUGAAUUUAUAUUCAAACCUAAUGUUAAAUGUACUGAGAUUAAGUAUGAUAAUAGGCCUGUCUGGUCAUUCCAAUCAAAUGAUUCUGAAAACAAAUAUCCAAAGAAGGUAUUUUUUAAUUCCUUCACCAAAAUGAUCAUUGUUGACUUUAGCAAGUUUUAUAUGAUUUAUCAAUACGAUGGAAGUGGAUUGUAUUUAAUUUCAACUGAUACUUUAUAUGGAUCAUUAAUUAGUGAUUUCAAAUUCAUUGGAGAAAAUAAUUCGGAACUUGCCAAGACCGACUAUGAAACAGUUAAUUAUCCACUUGGAUAUGCUUUUGCAUGUAGAUUCAAUAAAGUAAAGUGUGUUGAAUUUAGUUUUAAAAAUAAAACCGUUUGGAAACAUAAUCCCCAAAAAAUGGGCUCAAAUUAUCCAACUAAUAUCUAUGUAAAUUGGGAUAUGAAGAUGCUCAUUGUUGAAUCACAAGCGUUCUUUAAUGCUUAUAUGUAUAUUAACAAGGAAUGGAAAAAUAUAUUUACAUUCCCAGAUGAAUCGCAAGUUCCAAGCGGAACCCCUGAAGAGACUAAACCUUCUAAAUUAAGGGGAGAUUAUCAAUCUAAAUCAAUUAGAUUUAACAAAACUACAGCAAUUAUAUUGAUUGUACUAGCCAUCGUCGGAAUUACAUUGGUAGCAUUGGCUAUAAAAUGCAUUAUGAAGUGA
This is a messenger RNA of Theileria annulata, 1818 nucleotides long. RefSeq lists its product as uncharacterized. Lineage: Eukaryota; Apicomplexa; Aconoidasida; Piroplasmida; Theileriidae. The record is from RefSeq and is a predicted model, not a curated record. The coding region runs from base 1 to 1818 and encodes 605 amino acids. The transcript has a single exon.